Molecule: messenger RNA, 12884 nt
Organism: Porites evermanni
Lineage: Eukaryota; Metazoa; Cnidaria; Anthozoa; Scleractinia; Poritidae
Source: the annotation of a GenBank genome assembly
AUGAAAAAUAUUGGAAAACUGGUUGGAGAAAGGAUGAGAUUGCUUCAAAUACAACGACUCAUACUUAUCACUUUAGGUAGGUAUAUUUGUCAACAUAUGUUUCAAUGACCGAGCAAUAACACGUAUUAAUGUUUGGCGAUUUAGCGGGUAUUAUAAUAAAAUUUUAAGAAGCUCUUUGCUGCUAUGUUGACUCUGGUGGCAGGCCUCGCGUCCUGUCUAGCGGCAAACAAGCGGUGGUCUCCAUUGAAUUCAAAAUUUCCAAUAUAACGAGUUUUUAUACUUUAAAGCUUCAGUAAAUGGUUGUAAAAUAAAGCGCUUUUCAGCGAGAUACAAAUCGAGAAACAACCCAGAAUUUAUGACAAUGUUAUAAACAAAGAUUUCGAUUUUUUCAACCAAGUCAAGUUCGGUGAUUUUGCAGUCAUUCAGCACUGUUCUGUUUCAAUUAACAGAAUAGUAUUGACUACUAUUGCCACGAUUCUAGAUAUUUUUGCUUCAGAAAACACGACUUUAUACAUGACUUUCGCGGCUUACAUCAACCCACAGUGGCGUGACGCAAAAAAUAGCGUGAUCGUAAAUUGCCAGUUUGCAUACAUGACGUCUGAGAGCUUUUCCGUCACGCGAUGUUAACUAAAAUGGCGAUCGGUGAAAAGCGAAGGCACCUGGAAUUUGAAGUUUACAAAAACUCAUAAGAGGAUGUAUGAAAUAUUAAUACGUCUUAAGUUCUUCCCUUUUAAAAGAUCUCAAAACCUGGAAAAUCCUGAAGGAAAAAAGGCUUGCUUGUGUUUGUUGUCUUUCACCAUCUGCUGCUUGUGGUUUCAGAACCGUUUGUUACGUUUCGCAGUUCCCUUCGAAAGGGCGAGCCAUCCUGAUCUGUUACUCUUACCUGAAGUCGCCCUCUGUCCUUAACCUCUCUCCGUAUUCUGAUUUCUUAUUUUCUUUGCUUGUGUGUCAGCGUAUUUAUGUAUGUUUGUUUUUCAAGGUGUUAUUUUCACGAGACAACGAAAGGUCGCAGGCGGUGAGUACUAAUUUUAAAACGUAACAUCACUUGUUUUUGCUGUUUCUAAAUACAGUCCAACCUACCUACACCUGCUGAUGUCUCAUAAAAGGGAAUCCAGAUUCCGGAUUCCGAAAUUCAGAUUCCGGAUUCUGUAAUCCAGGAAAGUUUUGCUUGUGAAAUCUGGAAUCCUGGACUUUGGAAUCCGGAAUACAGCUCAAGGAAUCUGGAUCCCACUAAUGAUUGGAAUAAGGAAUCCAAGUUUCAAUGAUAAAGAAUCCAGAAUCCAGUACUUCGAAGCCGGAAUCCACGGCCUGGAAUCCAGGAGAAGAAGACAGAAGACUGUCUUGGAUUUCUUUGCAUAGGGCGAAUCUAACACAAAUAACACAACUAGUGUUCGAAUCACUUUACUAAACUAGCACACCAGUUACACGAGUCGUAAGUCUACUAAACUGCGCAUGUCCGACCCAACUUCGGGCUCAGGUCCCACGCUACACGACCGCCUUUUUAAUAGCGACCACCUUAAUUUCCUAGCCAAGGCAUUCUUUAAAUGGAACCUUUUGUGAACUUAACAAUCACCUCUCGCAAGCGAGCGAGGAUAAUUUUUUGUGUUGGCGGUUUUAGAAUAAUCCAUUAUUAUAAAAUCCCUUGCAAACGACCACAGAAUCACACAUAGUCUGAUCUCUGUGUUCACUGUAUUAGAUACACAGGAUUUUGUUAGUGACAACUUGAAACAACACAGUACAUUUCGUGUAAAUGCAUGCAAUAAAACAGUAAAAAUUCUCUUCCAAAACUGGCUGUGUCUAGACCUCUUCUCGGGAGACUCCCUGUGGUUCGAUUUUCAUAUAUAAGGGACCGUUCAUCGUUUAUAAGAGGAAGGUGAUGAGUGCGCGUGGAAUUGGUGACAACUCAUAGCGCAAAACUUCCUUCAAAUUGAUUUUUCGUGUGUUAGCAGUAAUAAGUAGCCGCCAAAAGACGUCUCUGUCAACGUUUACAGUGAUAACCUGGUCAUCUGCAGCCGUAACAUUCACCUUCUUUACCUUUAGGUUUGGAACAGGGUCCCAAAAACUUUCAGUUUUGCUGUUCACACGCUUCUAAACAAAAUUUUUCAUCUGUUUUCGACCUAAUAUACUCCUAAUAAGUUCCUUUGCUAUUAUAUUGAAGAGUACUUGGGUAAGCUACCAUUUUUAACUUGUUAUCAAAGAAUGACGAAGUAAAUGGGGAUUCACCUUUCAGUCUCUUUUCAUACUGGAGUAGAAAAACAUGCCGUUUACUCAAAGUCUAUCUUGAAAAUUACUAGGCAUUAAUCAGGAGGUCUUGUUCUACCAAAAUCCGGUUUCAAUCCUUUUCUGACCCGUGGCCGGGUUAAACGAAACGACAAUUUUCCCUCCUCAGCUAUUAGAAGUACUGAACUAUUUGAAAUUUAUUACUUUAGUUUGUCGCAUGUGAGGAUCGACCUUUGUUUUGGAGACGAUCUUCAGACGUUCUAUCUGUCUGAAGCUGACUGAUAGAAAGUGGUGGACGAUCCGAACUCAUUCAGAGGAACUUAACUGAGCCAGACGUCAAACUUUUUAUAAACUUAACUCACGAAGUUCGUCGUUUGGCCUAAGCAUAGAUCGCUCUUAGAAAAACUUCCAUAUUGUAAAAAUUUCAGAAGAUUAUUGUACAUUGUUAUGUUGCUUCAUAGGUGUAUUCCUCCUGCACCUUUUUGCCAUUAGUCGAAGCGCCGAUGCCACCUCGCCUCUUGAGGUUUAUAAAGUCGUCGCGCGUUGAUCGCCAAAUAAUAAACAAGAUGUUUAAAGGGACAGGUUCCCGGUUCAGCGCGUGCUCAUUAAUUAAAUUACUUCUUCCAAUUUAUUAUUAAUUCUAUCGGUUAAGAAUCCCACUGACAUGUAUCUCAGCGAUCUCAGAGUGUAUUUCAAAGUAGAAGUGUAUUUCAGAGUAACCUGAAGUAGGAUGGAGGAGUACUAAAAUCGUAGUGGAUUAUGCCAACACUUAGUACCAACGUUGAAAUUAAUUAUUGUUGACCUGGAGGUUUUAUUCCAUAGUCGAUGAAAUUACGGCUAUUUGCACAUAAGUUGAUCAAGUGACUGUCAGGGGAGUGUGUAGAUUGGUUCUUUGGAAACAUUACGACAAGAUCAUAUUGCUUGCAUAGACGAUACAGCAUGUCCCGGAAGAUUUUGAUUAAUGAGCAUGCGCUGAACCGUGAAACCUUCCCUUUAAUCACCAGAUUCUCGCAUUAAAUAUGAAUUACAAUAAUGUGUUUACAAUAAGUAGAAAAAUUACAAAAACUUUAUUGGACUGGAGUUUACAGUAAUCAAUAUAAUAAUCAAAAAUAGUAAAACCUAGUAAAUUCAAUUACAAGGAUAUUGUUCAAUCAUAGUUACCAGCUGCAAAAUAACCUAAUUAACUUUUAAAAGAUGUUGCGUUGGCCAUUAGGAUAGUACUAGGGAGAAACUUUCGCCUAAAAUGCUCAGUUUUACAUUAAAAAGACGUCCAAGGGUUAGAAUUUCUAAGAGAAUAGUCAUGGGCGAUAGUUCUUAUCGGGGUUAGAUGUUUUGACAAGGGCCCGCCUUUUGUAAUUUUAUCAAAUGUCCUCAUACUGAGUUCAUUUCGCCUGUCCUCAUGCAAGUCUANAUAGUCGAUGAAAUUACGGCUAUUUGCACAUAAGUUGAUCAAGUGACUGUCAGGGGAGUGUGUAGAUUGGUUCUUUGGAAACAUUACGACAAGAUCAUAUUGCUUGCAUAGACGAUACAGCAUGUCCCGGAAGAUUUUGAUUAAUGAGCAUGCGCUGAACCGUGAAACCUUCCCUUUAAUCACAAGAUUCUCGCAUUAAAUAUGAAUUACAAUAAUGUGUUUACAAUAAGCAGAAAAAUUACAAAAACUUUAUUGGACUGGAGUUUACAGUAAUCAAUAUAAUAAUCAAAAAUAGUAAAACCUAGUAAAUUCAAUUACAAGGAUAUUGUUCAAUCAUAGUUACCGGCUGCAAAAUAACCUAAUUAACUUUUAAAAGAUGUUGCGUUGGCCAUUAGGAUAGUACUAGGGAGAAACUUUCGCCUAAAAUGCUCAGUUUUACAUUAAAAAGACGUCCAAGGGUUAGAAUUUCUAAGAGAAUAGUCAUGGGCGAUAGUUCUUAUCGGGGUUAGAUGUUUUGACAAGGGCCCGCCUUUUGUAAUUUUAUCAAAUGUCCUCAUACUGAGUUCAUUUCGCCUGUCCUCAUGCAAGUCUAGCGAUUUUAGCUAAGGGCUUCCUGGUAUAAAGAUUGAGGGUAUAUUAUCCCGAAAGCACGCAUUUGGACCCAGUCUAUAAUCAGUAGCAGACAUGUAGGCGGGAAGAGCGUUAUGCCAAACCAUACUACAAUUUAGUAAAAUCCAACUAGUGGUCUAUUAUCAAUGCUGCGUUCUGAUUGGUUAAUCUACUACUAGGCUAUAUGUUAUAGCCCACUAGUAGCGAAAAGCGCCGGCUUUUUGGCGGCAAAAAAAGGGUUAAAGUCUAGCUUUAAGCAGCUAAAAUUUUUUUUUCUCGAUUUUUUUGACCAACUAGUUGGGUUUUACUAAAACAAUUAUUCCUGUCGCCCUCAUGUGGCCUCUGAGUCAAUAGCCCAUUAUAGGCCUUCGGCCUCAUGGGCUAUUGACUCAGAGCCCAUUUGGGCUCGAGGAAUAAUUGUUAAAUAUUCUUUGAUGCUCUUUUUAAGCUUGUCAACCAAUGACUGGACUUCAUCAAUUCCUUCCUUGUCUCGUGUUCACGUCCUACCUACUAAAAGGCGAAACGUGAAACUAGGAAGUUGCACGUCGUAGUCGUUCAACGACGGCAAAGAAAUGUACAAAAACGCAUGAUGCACGUGCAAACUUGUUGGUUUUUUAGUUGCCAAUCUAAACCUAUUUCUUUUGCCGUUCUCGCGGUCGCCGUCGUCGUUGCUUUUAAACGAACGGUCCCGAAGCGACCACCUCCUCGACCAAUAGCUCUCCCCAUCUUGACCGGUCGUUUACGGACGGUUCAACUAUUCUAUUCAUUUCUGCAAUUGCAGUUUUUUUUCUCUCUUUCCUUCAUCAUAGGUUGUAACGGUACUGCGCCUCAAAUACUUCAUUCAACGUUUGUCAAGGCAAUCCUAAGUCCUGGAUUUGUUGCUAACAACUACGGUAAUAUGGAGCACUGUCAGUGGUUAAUAAGGGCUCCAUUAGGCUACCAAAUCCAUCUUCAGUUUACAGCAUUUCGUUUGCAAGAUUGCCAGAACUGUAGCUGUGACAAUGUCACUAUAUAUGACGGAGCCUAUUUACAGCAACCUCUUUUGGGUCAAUACUGCGGCUAUGAACUGCCACCGCCGGUCUCUUCCUCAGGCAAUCAAGUCCUCGUAACCUUCCAGUCGGACGACUUCCACUCUGAUGGCCGUUUUCGUUUAGAGUACUCGAGUAAGUCUACAGGGAAACACCUUCAGUUAAGGGCUUGAAUGGGUGGAUUUGGUAAUUAAAAUCUCUAAAAGUCCCUAGAGACGCUUGUGAACAAAUCUGUUUUGAUUGUGAAAGAAGGUUUAAAAAACUCGCCAAACGAAUUUGCUGAAUCUGCAGAUUCAGAUGAUUUAGAUUGAUUAAGCUCACUUUUAUGAAGCUCCGUUCCAUGGAAAACGAACGCCCCUCUCAAUAUUUCCUCGCAUGCUCAUAUAACUUUACGAAGCACGAGGAAUACAAUCGAUCAAUAAAAUCUCUUUUCGGUAUUCUUACAAACAUAAUGGAAUCCCACUGUUUUUCUAAAAUUUUUGUUUAUCAGCGUUCACAGAUUAAGUUUAAUACUAAGUUUCUAAGUAUUUCCCGGGCCAAUCUUCUGCUAUCCAAUAAAAAAUGACGGGGCGGUCGUUGGCCGGAAAGUUCACCUACCCUCUCUCUCAUCACGCAAAAAAAUGAAAGUUAUUAGAAUCUCGUUUUUGGGGCGUGGAUCAACUUCAAUUACCCUUUCAAUAUAUAAGCUGACUCUUCCUCAGUCGUCUUUCACUGAGAACCUCCAACUAGGGGCGCGCGGGGUCUGGUGGGCAGAAGGAAAGCUAAUGAGAGAGACUUUUCCUUUCCCAUCAUCAUCUGCUCUCCUUGCACGUGUUUUUGGGGCGAGUACUCUAAGCGCUGCCAAUCCAAAUUUAAUUUAAUACAAAUUUAACCGUGAGGGUACGAAGAACAUUUUCCGUAUAUGAGCGGUACCCACUCCCAAGGCUACACGUGUGAACAUAUUUUUUCAUUUCCCUUUGUCGUUCUGAAUAACAUAUAUCAUGUGCUUUUAUAUUUCGAGAAAGCAAUGGCAAAAAGUUGGCCGGGGAAAGCGGGUCACCCUCCUACCCGAGUCAACUUAAGCCAGCAUUUAUGUGGUAAAAACGUUGACUCCUUUGCCCGAGUCAAGAUGACGGCCUGGCUAGCUAGGCGGAUCUCACUGGACCUGUAGCCUAGCCAACGUUUACUUUCUCAUGUAAACGGUUCGCCAAGUUUUGUAAUUGGAAAAUGUAAAACAAACUUUGGAUCGCCCAGGGUAGCUCUGGUAGGCGAGUGAGGAGAGUGACGUCCCUUCUACCCGAGACAAUCAUCUCCAUUGUUUCAUCGCCUGUUCCAGGAGUUCACAUAAUGUGGAGCCGGGCGCAAACAAAAGUGAGCAGGAAAAAAGCGAGGAAGUGGAGGAAGAGAGAGAAAUUUCCCAGCACUUCCUUUCUUCCCGGUUUUUUUCUCGCCUCCAGCUAUUUUGUCCCACUCUCCCCUACCUGAACGUCUUGAACAGGCUUACAUUCCAGUCUAUGAUGAUUAAUAGAGCAUAUUUCAUUUUGUUAAUUUUCUUGGUAGGUCAUAUGAAGCCAACCGUGACAACUACGUGCCAACGUGAAAAUUGUGAGUUUUUUUUUUUCCUGAAGAAUUACUCCUGCUCUAAAUCAGUGAAUUAAACCCAUGUACAAACAAAGAGUCUGACAACUUUGAAAAACUUUCACCGGUUAACGUAAAGAGUUUUCAACAAGUUUAUCCUAAAGUUACACCGAAAGUUCGACUUAUGGCCGGACCCCUUAUAAGAGUACCCCUUAAAAACUAGCCCAUACUCACCCAAUUCAUUUUACUCCUUUCAUUUUUAUGUGACUAAGGUGACUAAGGUAACUUUAACACUCGUCAUCAGAAUGCGAGUGACAGAAGGUAUAAACGCGCGUGAUCAAAUUGCGUUCUGUGCAUUCCAUUCAUUGUUAGUGAAAAUCCAAACAAAUGCUGGCUACAUACAUGCAACGCAUGCGUAAUAACAACCUGGAGAUUAGAAUUGCAGGUGAUAAAGAAGCAAUCCUGGGUCCGGUUCCUUGAAAGAUGGUUAAGUUUAACCCAGGAUUUAGGCAAAUUUUAAGCACGGUUUUCUCGUCUAAGAACAUGCAAUUCGAGGUUACAAAAUACUGNACCUGAACGCCUUGAACAGGCUUACAUUCCAGUCUAUGAUGAUUAAUAGAGCAUAUUUCAUUUUGUUAAUUUUUUUGGCAGGUCAUAUGAAGCCAACCGCGACAACUACGUGCCAACGUGAAAAUUGUGAGUUUUUUUUCUAGAAGAAUUACUCCUGCUCUAAAUCAGUGAAUUAAACCAAUGCACAAACAAAGAGUCUGACAACUUUGAACAACUUUCACCGGUUAACGUAAAGAGUUUUCAACAAGUUUAUCCUAAAGUUACACCGAAAGUUCGACUUAUGGCCGGACCCCUUAUAAGAGUACCCCUUAAAAACGAGCCCAUACUCACCCAAUUCAUUUUACUCUUUUCAUUUUUAAGUGACUAAGGUGACUAAGGUAACUUUAACACUCGUCAUCAGAAUGCGAGUGACAGAAGGUCUAAACGCGCGUGAUCAAAUUGCGUUCUGUGCAUUCCAUUCAUUGUUAGUGAAAAUCCAAACAAAUGCUGGCUACAUACAUGCAACGCAUGCGUAAAAACAACCUGGAGAUUAGGAUUGCAGGUGAUAAAGAAGCAAUCCUGGGUCCGGUUCCUUGAAAGAUGGUUAAGUUUAACCCAGGAUUUAGGCAAAUUUUAAGCACGGUUUUCUCGUCUAAGAACAUGCAAUUCGAGGUUACAAAAUACUGUUGAGCCUUUAUCACGAGAUGUAGUAAUAAUAACACAAAAUGUUACCCUAAGCAAUGCAUAGGAAUGUAAAAUACAAAAACGGAACAAAAUGUUAAUCCUGGAUUAACUCUAAUCGGCCUUUCAAGAACUGGGCCCUCAUCUCCGGGUUGUUAUUACCCAUGCGUCGCAUGUAGGUAGCGAGUAUUCGUUUGGAUUUUCACUAACAAUGAAUGGAAUGCACAGAACGCAAUUUGAUCACGCGCGUUUGGACCUUCUAUCACUUGUAUUCUGAUCACGCAUGUUUUGACUAUCUCUCACGUGAAACACAGUGAUGGAGCAAAAGCGUUUUGACCUUCGAUCUUUGUCGCCCGUACUCCGUAUAACCUUUGGUUAUUCAGUACUACAGUGAAACCUGUAUUACGGGGACACCGUAUUAAGCGGACACUCUCUAUUAAGGGGACAGUAGCCGAAGUCUCUAUGAUCAAUUGUUCCACUGUGAAUUAUAAAGAAAAUAAUGCACGCGUAUAUCGUCAUACUCUCUCGUAGUAUUCUAAACGUUUCCACUGUUUAUUUGAAUGGCAUUUGACACCUCAUAGGACGUUAUCUAUCGAAACCUGUAGUAGGCGGACACCCUGUAUUAAGCGGACACUACAGCACUCCCCGAGAGUGUCCGCUUAAUACAGGUUUCACUGUAGUUGAAAUAAUGGUUAUGCCGCUUAACGAUUGGAAUCCAGAAUCCAAGUUUCAUUUUCAAACACUGGAAUCCGGAAUCCGCAACGCGGAAUCCAGAGUCUAAGAAUCUUGUAUUCCCUUACAUGAGCAAAAUGAUCCAUGAUAUAAAUGUUUAGCUUAUCUCCUUUUAUUUAACUGUUAUCUUUUCAAGAUAUUUUUGUUAGAGAUUCAUAUCCACGGAGAAUUGUGGCAAAGAUUGCACCCAAUUCGAUGUGUACGUGGAAGAUUACCACGGGAAGCGGCUUUUCCCUUGAAACUGAAUUCUACUCAUAUUCUUCUUGUGGUACUACUCCAAUGGGUUGUGAUUUUUGUGGAUAUGUGAAAAUAUGGGAUGGAAGAAGGCCUGACCUCCGGCUUAUUGGAACUUAUUGCACCAAUCAACGCAAAAAUCCAGUGAGGUCCACUGGAAAAGACAUGUUCGUUGAAUUUUAUGGUCACCGUGACAUGACAACUUUUGAGGCAUCUAUCACGUCUCGUAAAGGUAAGUUUGUUAGGGAUGCUAGGUUUCGUAAAUGUGUUGUUGUUACUUUUUCAUGAUCCUCCAGAGGAAGUAUAAAAGUUGAAAAUUGAUUUAUCUUGAACGCCUUUGUUAUAUCCCCCCACCCCCAUUCCAGCGCCUCCUUACCCUUCGAACCCCCCUGAUAACUGAGCAACACGCGAUGGAAUGCCAAUUAUUUUAGUGCCUCGGUCUGGUCCCAACCUUGACCAAGUUCACUUGUCUGUCAUUUAAAAGUUACUAAGCCUCUAUUCGUAGGUAGUUGUUCAUCUAACCCCUCCGUUGAAUUCCCCUUAAAAGAUUAUGUCAUGAUCAAAACACAAAUGUGAACUGACCGUCUGAGCUUGUUCUCUUGAGUUAUAGAUAUACUUGGGAGGUUCGCUUAAGCGUAGGCCUCAAGAAUCCGUUUUAUAGACAGGGAUACCUUUAAUUCCUUGAUUGUACAUUUGGACAAAAACUUGCGCACUUUUGAUUAGUCCCGGAUAAACAUGGUUCGGAACCGGGUACCUGGUCACCUCGCCACCAAACCUUCUCGCUACCAAGAAUACUUAGCUUCAUUGUUUUAAAAAGUCCCAAGCAUGCACACCAGAUGAAAAGAACUUUCAUGAACGGAAAUUAAAAUCUCUUAACCGUUAGUUUAUUAUCAUAAUUCAAAGAAAUAGUGGUGGCUGUGAAACUUUUCUGCCAGUUUUUUUUUUAAUCUCUUUAAUGUCCGCAAAGUUUACAUUCACCGAACCUUUUGUCAGUGGAGUAAUAACAAGGAUCGUCAAUUAGGAUCGACAAAUUUAUAUUUGGGUCGACUUUAAAUUCUAUAAAUAAGCUUGACGAAAAAGUAAAAAUCCUGUUUAAGUAAUUAAUCCUCUAUUUUAAACUACCUACGUCGAGUAUUCCAGAGUUAGUCGUUGGUGGUGAGUCGACGCCUGUUGGUGGCGAGAGGGUUUGCGAGUGCCGUUCUCGGAAGUUACUAGCACAGAGAGUCAAAAAUUUUGCUUGAACGUCUGAGUUUUUAAAAAUACGCUUUGAAAAUGGAGGAAAACCAGACGUUUCGUCGUGUUUUAACUGCAACUCAAAAACUUGGAGUUACCCUGCCUAUCUUUUGAGCGUUUAAAUGGGUGUCAGUUUUAAUAUUGUAGUUUGCCGGCGCUUGACGCUCUUUACAGUGAGAGUUAAGACAUUAAAGUUGGGGUUUCAGAAAUGAAACAUGCCCUGUUUCUGUAGAAGUCAGAUUAUAUUUAAGUGCACAAAUGUCUGUAAUUUUUUUUUGUGGAUUCAGCUAAGAGGUCCACGUUAGUUGAGAAUCUUAAACAGCGAGAUAAUAUUGGUGAGACGAUAGUUAGAGUCGAUUUAUGACAUUUAUAAUUGGUAGUAAAUACUUCAUAUAAACACACAAAAUAAAUAUAAGUUCUUGUUUUUCUUUCAAGAGAAAUCUCGAAUGGUCAUUGACAUCAUUGUGCCUAUUUUUGUCAUGAUUGCGCUUUUGAUCAUCAUCGUCUUUUUUUUCUAGCUGGUGUAAAAGAAAAAGGCAGCGUUCAACAAGACAAUCUUUGAGUCAUAUUUCAGACUCGACAAUGCACAUUUUGAACACGACUUCUGAAUUUUCGUUCACGCUUCAGUGAUCACUGAACAAGACCACGGAGCGCCCCCCUGGGUCAAGACAAUAGAAGCCUUUUUUGGGGUGGGUGGCUCUUAAGUCCAUUGUUCUUAGCGCAUUUUGCACAAACAUGGCGACAGUUGAUGUACUUCAUUCCUUAUAGCAUCCUGCAAAGAAAACUAUUACACUGUAAACGAGUUAGGUGGUUAGGCCCAGCGUGUUACAACAUUGCAGAAAAGCAUUAUGGGUACACGGACUACAAAAAAAUUGCUUAGUCAUUCAGAUCCAGAAGGCACUAUGGAGAAAAUUAGAACCCUUAUUCAGCCAUGAUAAAAAGCUUCACGCUUCAGAAGAGGUCUAAGAAAAUAUUCUUGCGUCAGAGGAUCCUGCCGACCUGAAACAAAAACCACAGUAAAUCGAUAUGUGUUCCACGACCUCUCAGUGUAAAACAAGCGGCUUAUAAAUCACAUUUGUUCAGUGAAAAUGUAGGACCAGUUCCAGAGCAUAAUCUACCUGGCAGAGGAAAAAAACUUAUUGAAACGAACAGCAUUUUGGCUUGAGGUAAAUGUCGUUUAGGCCUACCAACCCCUUUUAUUGGUGUGCGCUCGAUAAACAUGCUAUUGCGGAUCCCAUGCCAGCCACGUCAGAAUCACGUAAAUCCCCACAAUUUAUGAUAGUACGAUUUGAAUACUCCAAUCGAAGCAUAAUUCCGCUAUAACAACCCUCCUGAUAGGAAUCUAAACACUCCAAAGUGUCUUGUACACCGCAAGUGCGAACUCCGUCGCCAUGUUUGUUGACGCCAAUAAGUUCGAUUUGAUUGAAAGUUUCAUAUUAACCUGAGCAAUAAAUCAGUUUACUUCUCUAUAAAGGCAAGUGGUUUUCGCUGGUCCUUGACGUUGUAGUGCCUAUUGUUGUCGUGAUUGCGCUUUUUAUCAUCAUCGUUGUUUUUAAUCAGUUUGCUUGUCUUUUAAGGCACGUCUCGGAAGGUCAUCUGGUGGCCUGUUAUUCCCGCGAUGAUCACCCUCGUUGCGGUUAUAAUUAUCAUCCGGUAUUACUGUAGAAGACAGCGUUCUUCAAGACAAUCCAGAUCGUCACGCGCAGAUGAAGGUCUCCGUCAACCUGUCCCUCACAGGAUCGAAUCUUCCUCGCUAUUCACUGUGCAGGUUCCACCUGCUUAUACCUCGCCGCUAUCCAACAGAGAGAAUGCUCCGCCUUCAUAUGACGAAUCAUGGUCUACGGCCACAUCUGCGCUUCCACCGCCAUCGAACAUGGAGGAUGUUCCGCCUUCCUAUGACGAAACAUGGACCACACCAUCCACAUCUGCGCUUCCACCGUCCGCGCGUACUCCACAAACCUCCCAGCCUCAGGCUAACGAAAUUCUUUUAGUAUCCCUUCCUCCAUCUCAUGGUAAUAAUUCUCAAAAUAAGGAUAAUGAUAAAGAUAGUGAUAGUGAUAGUGAUAAGUUUGCCUUUAUCUGUAAACGUGGUUUUAAAUAUCCCCAUAAGACUGAUUCCAUGAUGACCUGUGCUUAAGGUAAUUCCCUUGAAAAGGAUGUACUAUCCAAAACUUGGAACGAUUGUCACUUAUGUUAUAGGGCAUUCAAAAACUGGAAGAAAAAGAUGGGGUCAUGGUGCUUGUGUCCGCCCUGUGUGCCCGUAAUUCUGAGUUGUUGUUGUUUUUUUGUUGCUAGUUGCCCGCGAAAUGUUCGAAACUUGAAUAACCGUCAAAAUGUUGUAUCAAAUAGCAAUUACUAUGAAUCUAACUAGAACCUAAAACCUGUUUGUUUUUCUCGGCUAUGAUCUUCAGUUAAAUGACUUCAUAUGGAAAAAUGGAGAGAAAUGGACAGUUUUAAGAUUAUCUAAUGCGAGAAUCUAAUACCUCUCUGUGCGGCUCCAAAGGCGGAGUUUCGCGUCAUUGAUAUCUAAAAAUUUACAAUUACGGUGCACUUUAAAAACUCGAAAACUACUAAUUACAUCUUCUUUUUCUCUCUUAGAAGUAACGAGCGUUCACCACACAUAUGUUUGA